Pogonomyrmex barbatus (red harvester ant) is the source of this 1618-nucleotide messenger RNA. It is a transcript of the gene ics, whose product is annotated as ras suppressor protein 1. The record is from RefSeq and is a predicted model, not a curated record. Gene Ontology annotation, molecular function: protein binding. Gene Ontology annotation, cellular component: cytoplasm. Lineage: Eukaryota; Metazoa; Arthropoda; Insecta; Hymenoptera; Formicidae.
AAUAACUAGAUAAGUUAGAGGAGAUGGAGCUGGAACCGCCAUCUAACGACUUCGGCACUGGACGACAUCGGUUGUAAAAUAGAGCGCGCCGGAGUAGCGGCAUGAAGUACGGCAACGCAUCCGUCGUUCUGCCACUAAUAACGGGUGACGCUACUCCUCCGUCGCUCCGCGAGCCGUCGCACGGCGAUUGCGCGCGCAAUGAAUCAGACCGCGCCAGUGUCGUGUAUUCCUGCGGGGAAGAUGUCGAAGGCGAAAAAGGUGCUGGACGAAGCCCGGGAGAUCCAGAAUCCCGAGCUGGAUCUCGCCGACAAGGGUAUCGCGACGUUCGAGGAGAUGCCGGGAUUGCUGAAUAUGAUUAACGUAACGAGGCUGACACUAAGCCAUAAUAAAAUUCAAGCGGUGCCACCGGGUCUCGCCAAUCUAGUUAAUCUUGAGAUAUUGAAUCUCUUCAACAAUCACAUCACCGAGCUGCCCAUAUCUCUCUCGCAAAUGCCGAAAUUGAGGAUCCUGAAUGUAGGGAUGAACCGAUUAGACGUGCUUCCUCGCGGUUUCGGUGCGUUUCCGGUUCUCGAGGUGUUGGACUUGACGUACAACAAUCUCAACGAAAAGAACCUACCCGGAAACUUCUUCAUGAUGGAAACUCUAAGAGCGCUCUACCUCGCUGACAACGAUUUCGAAUAUCUGCCGCCUGAAAUCGGCCAGUUAAAAAAUCUCCAAAUUCUCGUACUGAGGGAGAAUGAUUUGAUCGAAUUACCGAAAGAGAUUGGCGAACUGACACGCCUUAGAGAGCUGCAUAUUCAAGGAAAUCGUUUGACAGUGUUACCUCCGGAAAUAGGAAAUCUAGAUCUGGUGAGUAACAAAGCGGUGUUUCGAAUGGAAUUCAAUCCGUGGGUUACUCCGAUCGGCGACCAGCUGCAAGUGGGCAUAUCUCACGUCAUGGAUUACAUUCGCUCGGAAACGUAUCGAUAUGUUUACAAUCGACAUCAAAGUGCCAAAGGUCCGCCACCUGCCAUUGAGAACGAUAAGAGCAAGAAGAUCUCUCGUGCUCGUUGACGUGAACUUAUUUCCACAUAAUCCCGACCAAAUAUAUAUUUCUGCCUAAUCUCGUACAGAGAUUAUUUUUAUAAGCCAUAUACUGCCAAUACUCAUUUAUUUAUGCUAAUUAACGAAUCCAAGAACUAAAUAAUGCCUUUUAGAAAUAGGAUCAAUAACGAUAAGAGACGAUAGUAUUAACAAUAUUGUUAUAUAUUUUCAAUUGUCUAUUAAUUUAAUAUACAUAUACAUAUACAUAUUGUUUUCUAAUCCAAAAAAAACAUAUAUAUAAAAAUUUUAUCUCAAUCUUUUGCGUAUUUUUUAUUAGAGAAAUAUUGAUAUAAUUGUUAAUCUUAAUUAGCGAAUUUAACUAUUAAGUAACAAGUUGUUAAAAAAAUAUUUCUUUUUAUAGAAAUCGCAAUAAAAUAUUGAGUAUGUUGAUUAGCAAUUCAACAUAUUAAAUAUCUCUCAACUCGGAUAAUAAAAAUACAUUUUAUAUAUGUAUAGGAAAUCAAGAAUAUCUAACUUUGAGAUCUUUUUGCAAUACAGUAUUAAUAGUAUUUUGCAAUAAAAAUAUUCUAAUUGG